AUGUUUGACUCGCCUCAACAGAGAACGGGAGUUCGAUUAAGCGGGCUCGAUUUUAUGGUUCCUCGAUUAUUCCAACUGCUAUUAGUCGGGAUCUUCAUUAGCCGAUGUAUCAGGGAUGUGCGAGCUGUGCCGGAAUUGCCGCGGAGUUCGUUAAUUAAUUCGUUAGCGGGGUUCGUUAAGGGAAUGAACUCGGUUUUAAUCGCGCGCCAGGUGGUUGGCGAGGAAAUCGCACGGCGGAAUAGGAACUUGACGAGUGCAAGUGUGAGCACUUGCGCGAGUAAUUAUCGAGCGACGCAUACAGAGCGUGCCCGGUCUCUGGAGGAUUAA
This is a messenger RNA of Habropoda laboriosa, 327 nucleotides long. RefSeq lists its product as uncharacterized. The record is from RefSeq and is a predicted model, not a curated record. NCBI's taxonomy places the organism in Eukaryota, Metazoa, Arthropoda, Insecta, Hymenoptera, Apidae.